This is a messenger RNA of Crotalus tigris (Tiger rattlesnake), 2121 nucleotides long. Its product is annotated as cytochrome P450 2J2-like. Gene Ontology annotation, biological process: arachidonate metabolic process; xenobiotic metabolic process. Gene Ontology annotation, molecular function: iron ion binding; oxidoreductase activity, acting on paired donors, with incorporation or reduction of molecular oxygen, reduced flavin or flavoprotein as one donor, and incorporation of one atom of oxygen; heme binding. Lineage: Eukaryota; Metazoa; Chordata; Lepidosauria; Squamata; Viperidae. The coding region runs from base 405 to 1874 and encodes 489 amino acids. Gene Ontology annotation, cellular component: intracellular membrane-bounded organelle; cytoplasm. The transcript has 9 exons. The record is from RefSeq and is a predicted model, not a curated record.
UUUGCACCAUGCUCCGGAUUGUCCCUUUUUUAUGCAAGCGUGCCCUUUGAGGGCAAUGCCCCCAGCGCCUUUAAACUCUCCAGUUGGGCCUGGCUCAUCAUCCUUCCGGAUCCAAAAUUUUACCACCAGGCGACAAGGAAAAGGGCAGGGGGGUUCAUCUGUCCUGCAGACCUGUUGCAAACAGUUUUCAUCGAAAACAGCUAAAAAAACACUGGAAAUCACCACCAGAGAAGGAGUGGCUUGGCCAAAUUAAGAGGAAAAAAAAACUGCUUAUUUCUAAGCCAUAAAUAGAAGGGAGAGGGGGAAAAAAAGAGGAAACGAGGGAAUAGAAGCGAUGUGAAGGGACGUCUGCAGUUUCCAAUAAUUAAAACCAGAAGAUCUGCAGAGACGGGGUCGCGUCGAAGAUGCUGGUUGAAGGGUUUCUGCUUUUCGCCCUCUUUUUGGUGGCUUGGCAAUUUCUACAGUUGCAAUGGGCACGCCGUCAGCUUCCCCCUGGCCCGGUUCCUCUUCCCAUCCUCGGCAAUUUAUGGCUGCUGGAUUUUGCUCUGAAACGAGAGCCGUUGAUGAAGUUAACAAGCAUCUAUGGAAACAUCUACACCAUUUGGCUGGGGGCAGCUCCCGUGGUUGUGCUGAAUGGCUGCAAGGCCGUGAAAGAAGGACUCGUCACUUACUCAGAGGAGACCUCUGGAAGGCCACUGCUGCCUCUGUUUAAGGAUCUGAUGGGCGAGAAAGGUGUUUUUAUGACCACCGGCCCCGUCUGGAAGCAGCAGAAGCGCUUUGUCAUGUUGACGUUGCGAAACCUGGGUGUGGGAAAGAAGAGCCUGGAGAACCGGAUCCAGGAGGAGGCGCAGAAUCUUCUGAAGGUGUUUACAAGCAAGAAAGGAUCACCCUUUGAUCCCCGGACUGCUCUAGGCCAUGCUGUUGCAAACAUCAUAUGCAGUUUUGUGUUCGGUCAACGCUUUCCCGAAGAGGAUGCCCAUUUCAACAAAUUGUUAAAAACUAUCCACAUGAUUGUCUACGUUCCUGGUAGCGUCUGGGGCAGGGUCUACGACUCUUUCCCCACAAUCAUGUGCAAAUUUCCGGGGCCUUACCAGCAGUUGUUUGAACACAACGAAUUCAUGCACAAUUUCGUCAAGGACAAGAUCCAGAGUCACAAGGAGAGAUGGAAAGAAGGCAGCGAACCGCAGGAUCUGAUUGAUUUCUAUCUGGAUUUCAUAGCCAAGAGCAAAGACGACUCAACUUCCAUUUCAAGGGAGGACAACAUGGUCCAAACCAUUGUUGACCUCUUGAUUGGAGGAGCAGAAACCAGCACCAUCACUUUGUACUGGGGUCUACUUUAUUUGCUGAAAUAUCCUGAUGUGCAAGAAAAAGUCCAGCAUGAAAUAGAUGCCAUUCUGGGACCUUCUCAAACGAUCACGUACGAGGAUCGGAACAGAUUACCCUACACGAACGCCGUGCUACAUGAAAUUGUUCGCUACAGCAAUAUUACGAUCACUGGACCCUUGCGGAAAUGCCUGAAGGACUUUGAUAUGUUGGGAUUCCCAAUUAGAAAGGGAACCCUACUGCUGCCCAAUGCUCAUUCAGUGCUGUAUGACCCAGAGUACUGGGAGACUCCUUGGAAAUUCAAUCCGGCGCAUUUCCUUGAUUCUGAAGGCAAUUUUGUGAACAAUGAAGCUUACUUGCCAUUCUCAACAGGGCGCCGUGCCUGUGUGGGGGAGUCCCUGGCCCGAGUUGAGCUCUUCAUUUUCUUCGCCAACCUUCUCCAUUCGUUCAAGUACCAGCUCCCACCAGGAGUAAAGGACAUCAGCUUUGGAGAAAUCACAGGGACCACCCGCCAGCCCUUCCCGUAUAACCUCUGCGCUUUUCCACGCUAAGUCACCAGAUGAAGUUGAUGGAGCAAGAGAGAAAGAUUUUGGAACCAUUUCACAUCUUCUCACUUAAGCUCUUAGAUGUCCUCAAUCUUCCUGGACCAUCUUUGUCCAUCUUAUUUGUCUCCAAAAUGCAUAAAACUGUUGAAGGAAAAGUCUUCAUCAUGGUUCAGUCCAAGCCGGGAAUAAACAACAUGGUGACUGCUUUAGAAAGAAGGUUGCAGUUUAUUGAAGAGGAGAGAUAGACAGGAAG